Molecule: messenger RNA, 501 nt
Organism: Cryptomeria japonica (Japanese cedar)
Lineage: Eukaryota; Viridiplantae; Streptophyta; Pinopsida; Cupressales; Cupressaceae
Exons: 3
Coding region: 1-501 (166 amino acids)
Source: RefSeq, a predicted model, not a curated record
AUGCCAACAGCUCCUGAGCAGUGUGUGAGUGGUGUAGGGGUGGCGGUUAGGUGGCUGGCGAUAGAGCUCAGCGGCCGACAGGGCCUGGUAGCUGGCAAGGAGCAACGGUUGGUAGGGUUUCCAGGUGGUGGGAGGUCGGUGGCCGAUGGGAGCGUGGCGACCAAUGAGUGGGGUUUCUCAGUGGUGGUGACAGGCGAGGAGAGGACCACGGGCCUUGCAGGGGGCGGCGGUCGGGUGGUGGCCCGGUGGCCGGCCAAAAAAAAGGGUCGGGGACUGAGCGGUGCCGGAGGCGCUGCAUGGAGGCCAAUGGCGGUGGGCUGCAUGGAGGCUAACGGCGGCGGUAGGCAGGGCAACCGGGAGGAUUCCGGCGGUGGGGAGACCAGCGGCGGCGGUAGGCAGGGCGGCCGGGAGGAUUCUGGUGGCGGGGAGACCAACAGCGGCGGUAGGCAAGGCGGCCGGGAGGAUUCCGGUGGCAGGGAGACCAGCGGUGAUGGCCGGUAG